AUGCAAGCUGAUGACCUAGAGGAGUGCUGGACACAUUUCAAACGCAUCAUCAAGACCUCAGCGGAAACAGUAUGUGGUAGAAUGAGGGUCGGCUCUCUCCAGAGGAAACCGUCGUGGUGGACCAAUGAGGUGAAAAUAGAGGUUCAGAAGAAGAAGAAACUUUGGCGCAAAUACUUGCAGUCGAAGAGGCAGGAGGACUACAACUCGUAUAAGGAGCAGAGAGCAAUAGCCAAAAAUGCUGUGAAAAGAGCUAAGGAAAUGAGCUGGAUGGAGUUUGGAAGAAAGAUGGAGUCAGAUUUUGGUGGAAAUCAGAAACUGUUCUCCAAAACCCUGAAAAGUAUGAGAACUGAGAAACCUUGUCUUCUGAAGUGUAUAAAAAGUGAGGAAGGAACCCUACUGACUAAAGAUGAAGAAAUUAUGAGUAGAUGGAGAGAGUAUUUUUGUGAGCUGUUGGAGGGGGAAGGGAGAGGUACCCCUGAUCACUCACAGAAAGAGGAGUACCCAGGAGUGAUGCUGGUGGAAGAGGAUAUAAGGCAGGAAGAGAUGAGGGCAGCAAUUAACAAAAUGGAGGUUGGAAAAGCAGCUGGGCAUGAUGAGAUUACACCUGAGAUGAUCAAGUACAUUGGGGUGUAUGAAGAGAAGCUACUGCUGAAGGUGCUGAGGCUUGCCUGGAAGUACAAGAAGAUUCCAAAAGAUUGGGAGUUGGGAAUAAUAAUACCCAUCUUUGAAAAUGGUGAUGAUAGAGAGUGUAAAAAUCAUAGAGGCAUCACACUUCUCAGUGUUCCAGGGAAGAUAUACUCUUGUAUCUUGCAGAAUCAGCUACAGGAACAAGUGGAACAUCAACUGGAUGAGGCAUAA
Molecule: messenger RNA, 858 nt
Organism: Nilaparvata lugens (brown planthopper)
Lineage: Eukaryota; Metazoa; Arthropoda; Insecta; Hemiptera; Delphacidae
Exons: 1
Coding region: 1-858 (285 amino acids)
Source: RefSeq, a predicted model, not a curated record